ACAUGGUGGAUCCUGCGAAUUUCGAGCAAAUGCUCGAGACUUGUUUAAAUUAAAUCAACGUAAAAUUGAGAUUUUAUUAUUAGUGUUUUAAGUAAUAUUAUAGAAUAAUAGUUAUUUAAACAUUUUAAUACGAUGUCUUUCUACAUUCGAAAUAUACCUAACAAAUUAUGUUUAUACGUCGGCACACGAAACCAAAUAAUACAGUCUGAUCGAAAGUUGACAAAACUUAUGAGAAUAUCGGCAUUCACUCACAAGGCUACUUCAUCUUCAAGUAAAACAAUAGAAAAUGAAUUUGUUAAAUUACAUACACCAAUCAACACAAUACAAGAAACAAACUUGAAUAAUUUAAAUUCAUCGUAUUAUUCUAUUGCUUCUAAAUUGGCAGAACAAACAAAUCCAAUCACUGAAUCAGAAAAAUUAAAUCGACCUGCUAGCAAUGAAGAUAAUAGCAGUGAAAAGAAAACAGAUGGUCCUACGAAAGAACAGUUAGAAUUUAUUUACAGGACUCUCGAACAUGAUCUUCCGAAAUUUUUCGUGACUGCACAUAAUUAUAAUAUUUAUAGUCCCCAUUUGGAAUUUGUAAAUAAUUUCAAAGGCGAAGUUUCACACGGUCUACCGGCAUAUAUAAAACAAACAUUAUGGAUAAAAAUCGCUGGUCAUCUUUGCUACGUUUAUGUUAAAUUUGAAGUUUUAAAAAUAACUAAACAUCCUGAAGACAAUACGGUAAGAGUGAGAUGGCGAAUUUGCGGCUUAUCAACUUGGCAAGCCCUUUCAAAUUUCUAUAGAAUGAUGAGGAAUUUAGAUAGAAAAGAGACGUGGUAUGAUGGCUUUUCAACAUUUUUUGUGGGAUCUGAUGGAAAAGUAUUCAAACAUAUAGCUGAUAAAAUGAUGCCUGAUAAUGAUCCAGUACAAGAUAAAGAGAAAACUAAUAUCGCCGCAAAAUUAACUACGUGAGUAAUGCUGUUAAUAGACUAUUGAAUGUCUAUUAUAAAUACAUUCACUUCCGGAGUGAGUGUAAUUUGAGUAUAAGCGUUAUUCAUUUUAUUUCUUUAGUUAUUUUAAUUUAUAUUAACUAUUAAUUUUUUGAAAUUUUCAUCACUGUUAUUAUAAUAACUAUGCUCAUUAUUCACAAAUUUUUUUUAAUAAAAAUUGUUAAAUGCUACAUUUAUAAAUUAUAAUUUAAUGCGAAUUAUUCAUCCGAUUAAGUUAAUAUAAAAAUAGUUUAAUAAAUAUGACUUCACAAGUCAAUUAUUGGUGAGGAAGAGAGUGACUCUCUUGACAAAUGCUUCGAUCCGAAUUUAUUGGCAUAUUAAACCUGUAAUAAUUUCAGAGAUUAAAACAUCAAUAAUUAAUUUCUCAA
Chelonus insularis is the source of this 1360-nucleotide messenger RNA. RefSeq lists its product as uncharacterized. The coding region runs from base 133 to 954 and encodes 273 amino acids. The record is from RefSeq and is a predicted model, not a curated record. Lineage: Eukaryota; Metazoa; Arthropoda; Insecta; Hymenoptera; Braconidae. The transcript is spliced from 5 exons.